Messenger RNA from Auanema sp. JU1783, 555 nucleotides. The record is from the annotation of a GenBank genome assembly. Lineage: Eukaryota; Metazoa; Nematoda; Chromadorea; Rhabditida; Rhabditidae.
AUGUCUGGAGUACCAAGAUUUGAUUACUUCCAAACCGAGGAGAAUGUCACAUUGACCGUUCUCAAGAAAGGUGCCAAACUCGAAGAUUGUAAAGUAGCCUAUAGCGAACGUUACAUUACUGUUAUGGUUGAGGGAAAAAUAAUAUUCGAGGGAAAACUUCAAGGGGAUGUGGAUCAGUCACGAUUUGAAGUGAAUUGUACACCGGCCAAAGUCGAGGUGAAAAUGCCUAAGUUGGCUACCGGCCGUUGGGCAGCAUUAUUGGAAAAAGGAGGUUCUCAUCCAGCUGCAGCAUCUUUUGUUUCAAAAAAUUGGGAUGCAGUAGAGAAGCAAGUUGCCGAAGAUGAGGAGAAAGAAGAGUUAGAAGGCGAUGCUGCUGUAAAUCGUAUGUUCAAAAAAAUUUAUGAAGACGCCUCUGAUGAUGUUAAGAAAGCUAUGAUUAAGAGUUUCUCAGAAUCCAACGGAACUGUUUUAUCAACGAAUUGGGACGAAAUCAGAGAGAAAAAAGUGGAAGUGAAACCACCUGCAUGCAUGGAAUACAAAAAGUUUGAUAAUUAA